Messenger RNA from Salvelinus sp. IW2-2015, 1018 nucleotides. RefSeq names its product single-stranded DNA-binding protein, mitochondrial. The record is from RefSeq and is a predicted model, not a curated record. Gene Ontology annotation, molecular function: single-stranded DNA binding. Gene Ontology annotation, biological process: positive regulation of helicase activity; mitochondrial DNA replication. Gene Ontology annotation, cellular component: mitochondrial nucleoid. NCBI's taxonomy places the organism in Eukaryota, Metazoa, Chordata, Actinopteri, Salmoniformes, Salmonidae.
CCCCAGUAUGAGAGGAACUGUCUUUUGCCUUCUACAAUGAUUCACGGACCUAUGUUAGCGACGGACCAGAAGCGGCACGUAUUGGCGAUUUCGGUUUCUGCAUCAUUCUGUCUGUACACUUUACUGUCAUAAAGUCCUUCCAGCAAACAGAGAGGAUGUUGAGAAACAGAGCAGCACAGGUUUUCAGACAGCUGGUUAGACACCAGUCUACAGACACCAGCCUGAUCCUGGAGAGAUCGAUUAACCGUGUCCAGCUGCUGGGCCGCGUGGGGCAGGACCCUGUCAUGAGACAGGUGGAGGGACGGAACCCCGUCACCAUCUUCUCCAUGGCAACCAACGAGAUGUGGCGCUCCGGGGACGUGGAGACGUCCCCCGCUGGAGAUGUCAGCCAGAAGACGACGUGGCACCGUGUGUCCAUCUUCAAGCCUGGUCUGAGGGAUGUGGCCUACCAGUAUGUCAAGAAAGGGUCGAGGGUUCUGGUGGAGGGGAAGUUGGAUUACGGGGAGUACGUAGACAAGAACAACGUCAGACGCCAGGCUACCACCAUCAUUGCAGACAACAUUGUAUUCUUAAGCGACAACAUUCGAGGGCGGGAUCAAUGAAGGAAAUGGCACUCUUCAUCUAGGAGGAAGACUAGAGCUCUUUCUGUGUAGCUACUCUAGUGUCUAUAUAUUAACUGACUGUUGAAGGAGCUGUGUGACUGCUAUCUAAAUGGGACAGAACACAGUGUAACACCUCUCUGUUGACUGUAGAGAAUGAUGGAGGACUAUCUGUCCCAUUUAUGACGUCGUUGAGCGCACGGGCAGCGCCAUUGAGGCCAUCUCCAUUUUGAAGUAGUCAAUUUUCUUCUUCUACUACUACUGAGUUGGUAAACAAACUGAAAGGGUUCGUACUGCCACCUAGAGUGUGUUGUUGGAACAGGUAUAAACCCAAGGUUGGGGAUUUACUGCCACCUGCAGUUAUGGAAUGUUUGCUCACGAGUAUAAUUCAUUGGUCGAUGACCUGGAUGGAAUUAUGU